CUUUAGUUUAAUAUUGUUUACAAAUGUUUUAAUAGGGAAUAAUAGGAUUUUCAUAUAUUUUGACCCUGUGAAUUCCUAAUUGUUACAGCCUUUCUUUAUAAUAACUUUGGGUUGGCCAGAUGCGUUGACACAGACAGUGAUUGAAUCAUGAAGUUUAAGACGGUUUUGGAGGGGGAACAGGCUAUUAUAUAUAACCACCUUGGAGUGGGGCGGCUAGUUGUCGGACCAGCAAGAGUAUUUUUGUUUCGAGAGCGCUUGCAGAAGCUGAAACGCUACACAGCCUCGCAGAAUGAAUACUUGAAGAUUCGCGAUUUGGACGGUGUUGUCACUCACAAGGCAGGACCCUGUGAGAUUUUCUUCAACCCAAUGUUGUAUGAGAAUAUAUCAGUGAAUGACACUCUAAGCUUAGAUUCCAAUCACAUGAUCGUUGUAUACAAGCGUCUAAAGGAUGGUGAUGUGCAGCGAAGGAUAAUUCAAGGUCCGACUGUGUUUAUGCCUGAAGCAGAGGAAUGGUUACACGAGUUCAAGUGGCAUGGAUCUGAUCCUGACAACCAGGCCCGCAUGAUCCCUGGACAGAACAAGUUCACCCAGCUAGCCACCAUCCCGGAACAAUUCUACUACAAUGUUCGGGAUGUCAGGACAAAUGACGACACGAUGAUCACCGCCAAACUCAUGUUGUUCUACCAACUUAAAGAUAUUCUCAAAAUGCUUGAUACGACACAUGAUCCCAUAGCUGAUAUGAUCAAUGCCAUGUGCUCAGAUAUCAUAUCCUUUGUUGGAAAACAAAGUUUUGUCCAGUUCCUGAGUGCAUCUCACAAGCUCAAUGAGCUGUCUUCCUUUCCCCAACUUGAGCAGUGGGCAGAACGGAUUGGCUUCCAACUCCAGAAGAUUGUGUUCCGAGGCUACCACUCCAGUGACCAACUCCAGGCAAUGCAGAACAACGCAAUCGAGUCACGGACCCAGCUGCGUCUCAACACGGAGAUUGAAGAACAGAAGCAGGUGCUCGCUGAUCUCAAGGUCAAGAAGGAGCAGGAGCGGACAAAAAUGAAGCAGGAGAUGGAGCGUAGCAAGCAGGCCCACAAACAACGGAAGGAGGAAAUGAUACAGCAACACCAACUAAAUCUGCAAAAACUGCAGCAUGAUCAGCAACUACGUGUUAACAACCUCAUGACAAAGGCUAAAAUUGAGGUGAAAGGUGAGGAGGAUGGUCACACGAUCAAACACCUUACAGGGCUCAAAGACCUUGGUAUGGACCUGACUGCUUAUCUCACCUCCCAGCAGCCCCCACCCGUCAAUGAGGAGAUCCAGGUGGUAGAAGAGGGGCGUGUCACUCAUGCGUCGUAGAUUGCUGGACAAUGGUCAUAUAUAAUGUGUCUUAUUACAGUGGAGUGGUGAUUCUUCACACAUUUUUUAAUUGAAUUGGGGUCAUUGUACACAUAGGACUCAUUAAGUAGGAGUCUUUGCAUGAUGUGAUGGGGAUUCAUUAUGGUGACCUUGGAAAGAAUCAGAAGAGGUUAUAAAUGAGGACAGUGCUGCUGAUUACAUUAUAGAUGUCGCAGCUGUAAUACCAAAGUGUCCAAAUGCUUAUUUGGUAUUUUUAAGAUAUAACGCCAUAGUUUUUAGGAUUCAUUUGAAGCAUCACACUUUUGUUUUCAAUCAAUAACAUUUGUAGAGUCUUUAAACUUAGAGUGCAUAUUGGUCAAGGUCAUUAGAUGACACCUAUUGGUUUAGGGUCAAAAGUUCAAAGGUCGAGGUCAUGGUGAUAUUUACAAGAAAAAUUUAAGUGUUUCAGAUUAUUUGCUUUUGAACAAUUUUGUGUAGAGUAUUUAAACUUGGUAUGCACAUUGGUAGAGGUCAGUCUAUUACCCAUAUUUAUUUUGGGGUCAAAACGUCAAGCUCAUGGUGGCAUUUACUAAAAUAUAUGGCUCUUUCAUUUCUGUUUAAGAGCUUUUGAAUGACUUGGUGCAGAGCAGAGUCUUCAAACUUGGUAUGCACAUUGGUGAUGGUCAGUAGAUGAUCAAGAUUGCUUUUAGGGUCAAUAGAUUAAAAGUCAAGGUCAUGGUGACUUUACUAGAAAAAUUAUGUGUCACAUUCUGGUUCCCAGUGUUUUAGUGUUUUGUGUAUGCUACUUACAUGUUUAUUUCUUAAUAUUUUCUAUAAUUUAAGUGCAAUAGUGUUAAUAAUGAACAUUAUUAACUGCUGGCUAGUGAACCAACCCAUUGGUAAUUGAUAUCACACACAGUUGAGUGUCUCAUGUGACUGUUUUAUUUACUGGAUAAGUACAUUUGGCAUUAAGACCUUAUUAUAUUUAUAGAUUUUAGACUCCUAAGAAAUCAAAUGUACGUUCAGUGAAAAAUUAUUGUGUAGAAGAAAAAAAAAUUGUCAGUUUCUUACUAUUAAAUUUUAUUCAGCCAAGUGAAUUUUUAAUGUAUGUUCAUUUCUGUUUCUUAUUUUUUUUAAUUUAUAAGAUUUUGUAUUUUGAGUACUGUUUAUAUAACUCGAACUGGAGCAAUUUUGUAAAUCUAAUUUGGAUGGGUUUUUAACCCUCUGACUGUGUUGUUAGAAUCAGAUUAUUAUCAGUAUAAUAAGCCUGACGCCGAACCACCUUGCUAUACACAUUUGUAACAGUUGAACCAAUUGAGAGACUUACAAGUCAUAUUAAUUGUUUACCUAGUUUUAUCUUGUGAUUACUGGCUUUAUUGCAAUAUUUGACUAAAUGUUGUUGAAUUGUUUGUAUUUAUUUGUACACAAUUUUGAUAAAAACUAUAUACAUCUUUACUCAUAUAAAGCAGGUUACUCUAUUUUGUGCUUGUUUCAUGUUCUUAACCAGGAAUUAUUCUGUGAUAGGUUUGUUAUAUAUUCACCCUAAUAAUAUUCUAUUAACAUGUAUUUUCACAUAUUUUGUUCAAAGCAUAUAAUAAGUCCAGGCGCGAUUUGUUUAAAAAUUGCAACACAUCUUAUUAUUUUGUACCUAGCAAGUGUUUUGUUCAAGCUGAGUAAACAUGGUUAUUGUAGAGAAAUUAUAAUCAAGCUCAUUAAUGUGUUAUUUUUAUGGCCUUCAGAGAUUUUGAAUUCUUAUAUCCUAUAUCAGGAUUGAGAUAUUUUUAACUUCAGACUAUUUUACAGUUGUAAAGACGGCUUUUUGGCGCGGACAUUUGCAUAUAAAAUGAUGGAAGUACCUUAAAAUGAGUAUAAAUGAUUUUGAAAACAAUUUCAAAAAGAUUCUAAGCCACUUUACCCUGCUUUGGGCAUGAAUCCCUCAUAAUCAGCAUACCGCGGCUCUUUCUUAGGAUUGACAAUUAUCAUCUGUUAGAAGCCCUAGGUUUUUCAAUCAUUUACAUUAAGAAUGGAAAUCAUAUAGCCUUUUAUCAGUGAGAAAUCCAGAAGGUAUUUUGUUUUGCUUUUGUUAUGCAUUUUUUCUGCUUUUCUGUGACAUAUUUUGUAUUUGUUAUCCAUAAUUCAAUAUCAUUUAUAAAUGUUUAAUUAAAACAUUUACGGGUUAUUGUAUUUUUGUAAUAAGCAUUUUACAGGUGUUUAAAUCAGAAGAUUUUCUUUUAAUUCACAUUUUCAUUUGAUUAUGAUAAUUUUGAAAUUAUGUUGAGAUAAUGACUCUUGAAAAUUAACCAUGAAGGUUUGAUGCAUGUGGUUUUAAAGUGUUAUGCAAAUAAUUGAGCAUUUUUUAAGCGUUUGACAAAUUGCUACAAUUAUCCUUAAAGUUUAUUUCAGCUGUAAACUUUUUGCCAUGAUUAUGUUUUAGAUCAGCCAUGUUUUUACUUGCAAUUGUAAAUUUAUCACUGUACAUUUUGUUUUACAAAAACGCAAUCUUUGUUUAUAUUUUUCUUUUUUUGUAUGGACAUCUUAUUUAUUGUUUAUCAAUUUUUAUAAAAUACUAUAUAACAUUGUAAUUAUAUAUAUAUUGUCAUGCUGAGUAAAAAAGCUUUGGACGAAUUAUUAUUGCUGUCUUUAGCACUGUUUGUCUUAUCUCUUAUCACAAAACGUCAAUGGAGAGAAUACGACCCCCAGUGAACGAGGGAUGAUCCAAUGGUAUUGCAACUAUAAAUUGAUCUUGUGUACCUGUUUGCUGUUCUAUGAAUGUUGUCAAAAUUACUUUGUUUAAUACACUA
Messenger RNA from Mya arenaria, 4124 nucleotides. RefSeq lists its product as uncharacterized. The record is from RefSeq and is a predicted model, not a curated record. The transcript is spliced from 12 exons. Bases 148 to 1344 code for a protein of 398 amino acids. Lineage: Eukaryota; Metazoa; Mollusca; Bivalvia; Myida; Myidae.